Ostrinia furnacalis (Asian corn borer) is the source of this 1190-nucleotide messenger RNA. RefSeq lists its product as uncharacterized. Lineage: Eukaryota; Metazoa; Arthropoda; Insecta; Lepidoptera; Crambidae. Bases 435 to 1118 code for a protein of 227 amino acids. The record is from RefSeq and is a predicted model, not a curated record. The transcript is spliced from 4 exons.
ACACUGAUUUAUCUUAUCAAUCCUCUAUUAAAAGACUUUAAAACUAAAACGAAAUGAAAUAUGGAAGGGGACUUUUUAUCAGAGAAUUAUAUAAAAUACAAAAACAUGGGAUUGUCGAAAGGACAAGAUUUUUGUAAUAGUUAAAAAAGAUAUUAUUACACAACUGCUUCAAAGAGUGAACACUACAGAAAGGAGUUGUUACGGGAAAAUAUAGGCAUUAUUUGUUGUAAAAUAACCAGAAACUCUUAAACAGACAGGUGCACUUUAAAGGGUGUUAAAUUGUGCAAUAUUUAGACUUAUCGUGUGCACUUCUUGAUAUCAUGUUUAUCAGUUGGAAGACUUUCAUUUCAAAUUGAGUGACAAUAAGUGAUAUAAAUAAUUUUCAAACUGUUCAGUCACAUCGACUGUUCGAGGUGUACAUGUGGAAUUCGUAAAUGGCACCGCAGAUCUCUAAAGUGGAAAGACAGCGGAUAAUUGCACUAAGACGAAGUGGGUGUAGAGUCAAAGAAAUAUGUGCCCAAACUGGAAUAACGCGUAAAACCGUCUACUUCUGGAUCCGACGCUGGGAGGAAGAGGGCACGCUCGAGGCCAACCACCGGCAGCACUACGAGCGGGUCACUACAGAGGAGGAGGACGCCGCCAUCGUCGCCGCGCACAACGCCGACCCGCGGCUCAGCACGCGAGUCUCCUCCGCCACCUACAAGGCGAGUGUGCGCACUAGGCGAGCCAGCAGCGUGGCGCACCAGGCGAGCCACCGGCGGCACUACGAGCGGGUCACUACAGAGGAGGAGGACGCCGCCAUCGUCGCCGCGCACGCCGCCGACCCGCGGCUCAGCACGCGAGUCUCCUCCGCCACCUACAAGGCGAGUGUGCGCACUAGGCGAGCCAGCAGCGUGGCGCACCAGGCGAGCCACCGGCGGCACUACGAGCGGGUCACUACAGAGGAGGGCUCAGCACGCGAGUCUCCUCCGCCACCUACAAGGCGAGUGUGCGCACUAGGCGAGCCAGCAGCGUGGCGCACCAGGCGAGCCACCGGCGGCACUACGAGCGGGUCACUACAGAGGAGGGCUCAGCACGCGAGUCUCCUCCGCCACCUACAAGGCGAGUGUGCGCACUAGGCGAGCCAGCAGCGUGGCGCACCAGGCGAGCCACCGGCGGCACUACGAGCGGGUCACUACAGAGGAGGGCUC